CAAUAGAGUGAGAGAGCAAGCCCAUUCUUUUUUGACCCAAACUAAAAUGCAUCACACAUGUUCUCAUGGCUGAGAAGGUGGCAGUGUCACCCGAAACUCGCAAACUGGACCCAAAAUUAGCUAACGAGAAUUUGACCAAGCACCGCCUCCCUCAAACCCCCAUACACACAAAUCAACAACAUAACAGAGACAGAGGCACAGAGGCAAACAGCGUAGCCACUUGCCGGUGAGCAAAAUAUCACUGCAAUUAAUUAAGUUAGCACAGAAGAAAGAAAAAAAUGGGAAGUAAAGAGCGAGCAAAGGAAAGGAGAGAAAAAAGACUCCAAGAGAUUUCCCUUCUCCGUACCAUUCCCUAUUCCGAUCACCAAAGGUGGUGGUCCGCAGAAACAAUUGCGGUGGUGACUGGUGCUAACAGAGGAAUUGGGUUUGAGAUUGUAAGACAACUUGCAGAUCAUGGAUUGACAGUUAUAUUGACAUCAAGAGAAAGUAGUGCUGGCCUUGAAGCUGCCAAUAUCUUGCAAGAAUCAGGUCUUAAUGUGGUAUUUCAUCAACUUGAUAUCUUAGAUUCUUCGUCUAUCCAACAGUUUACAGAUUGGAUACGAGAAACUUAUGGUGGAAUAGAUAUUCUGGUGAAUAAUGCAGGUGUUAAUUACAAUCUUGGGUCUGAUAAUUCUGUUGAAAAUGCCCGUAUGGUUAUUAAUACCAACUAUUAUGGGACUAAAAAUGUGAUUAAAGCUAUGAUUCCAUUGAUGAGACCUUCAGUUGCAGGUGCUCGUAUUGUUUGUGUAAGCUCACGGCUGGGUAAAGUAGGUGGAAGACGUAAUAGGAUUGGAGAUGCAACUUUGAGGGAAGAAUUAACUAACCUAGAAACACUAUCAGAAGAACUCAUUGAUAGGACUGUAUCUACUUUCCUUCAGCAAACAGACGAUGGAAGUUGGACAUCAGGCGGAUGGCCUCAGAAUUUCACUGAUUACUCGGUGUCAAAACUUGCAGUUAAUGCUUUCAUUCGGUUAAUGGCAAAGGAACUCUCAGACCGGCCUGAUGGUCAAAAGAUCUAUAUCAACUGCUACUGUCCUGGCUGGGUAAAGACUGCCAUGACAGGUUGGGCUGGUAAUGUAUCAGCUGGGGACGGGGCUGAUACUGGAGUAUGGCUUGCCCUGCUUCCGGACCUGUCAAUAUCAGGAAAAUUUUUUGCUGAGAGAAGGGAAAUAAACUUCUGAGGCAAUUAUGGUGAUUGCAAUUGCAGGGUUUGUUGUCCAGUUCCCAUCUCCUUAACUGAGAACAGAUUUGUAACAUUCAAAGGGGAAAGAUGAAAACCAGUUAGCUUACAUUUCUUGACCCCAUAUUUGAGAGUCUUCCCCUUUGGCUUUUAUUUUUGUUCUUAAUUGUUUUUCCUACCAUCAAUGUUCUCAUUCAUGCUCUGUAUACAAUGCAAGUGAAGGUUAUUCAUUUCUUCCUUA
Messenger RNA from Jatropha curcas, 1460 nucleotides. RefSeq names its product NAD(P)-binding Rossmann-fold superfamily protein. Gene Ontology annotation, molecular function: oxidoreductase activity, acting on the CH-OH group of donors, NAD or NADP as acceptor. NCBI's taxonomy places the organism in Eukaryota, Viridiplantae, Streptophyta, Magnoliopsida, Malpighiales, Euphorbiaceae. The record is from RefSeq and is a predicted model, not a curated record. Gene Ontology annotation, cellular component: membrane.